UUGGAUGCUGGAGUAAAAAUGAAUAAGCAGCUUGUUGGUGUUUCGGUACACCACGCUGGGGCUUUCGUUUUGUCACUGUGUGUGUGGGAGUCUAUUCAGUGUCAAUUGAGGGAAAUAUUACCCACCUUGUGCCCUAUUCAAGUCAAAUGAAUGGGCUGGCUUUGUGUGAAGCUCAGGUUUAUAACAUAGUGUACUGAACAGCUUAAUUAAACCCCAAAGACUCUCCUACGUCCUCAUCUGCUUCAACCAAGGCCUUGUUUACUGUGUUAACGAGCAAUAUCCUUAAUCUCCUUAAGGACCACCGAAUCAUCAUCUAAUCAAAACACUGAAUUUACUUCAUGACAUCCAGAUACUGAUACUGAUCGUGUUCUUUCUGUGCACUAUGACACAUUUAAGUUCAAUUUCGGCUACAUCGGACCGAUGAAAAGGAUCUACACAGACGGUGUUUAUUAAAACGCGGCAAUUGCAGUGCUGAAUGUUGUAGAUAAGCUUUCUAUUGCAUUUGCAUUACAGAGAUCCAGUUACAAUGCAUGCCCUCUGCAGCAUGACAACCAGAUCCAAACACAUUCUGUUCGCAAACACGACACACAUUUGAAGUGCAUAUGUGGGCAACACCUCCGUACAGGACACAUUUUCAUGCCAAGGAUAAACAGGGCUUUGCACUCUGCCCAGCUCUGCACUUCAAGUGUACUUCUCUACUCAACCAUUCUUGCUGAGCCACAUGUGCAACUAUCAGUCAACUAUCAAUAAGCUGAUAGAAGUACUGUCCAAAACAACAUUGUAUGAUAAAAUAACAAAUAUUCUUGUUGUGCUCCAUUUCUUCCUGGUUCUUUGAAAGUUCUCAUUUGUGAAAUAACUAUAGUGAUGACUUUAAUGUAUCAGUGGUAAUCAUAAACGUGGGUUUUCUUUCUCCAUCCAGGGUGUGUGUGAAGAAGUCGACACAAGAACGAUUCGCCCUCAAGAUCCUGAUAGACCGUCCCAAAGCUCGCAAUGAGGUGAGGCUUCACAUGAUGUGUGCAGCACACCCCAACAUCGUUCAAAUCAUGGAGGUGUAUGCCAACAGUGUGCAAUUUCCACAUGAGUCCAGUCCAAGAGCAAGGCUGUUGAUCGUCAUGGAGAUGAUGGAAGGAGGCGAGCUGUUCCAUAGAAUAAGUCAACACAGACAUUUCACUGAGAAGAUGGCUAGCCAGGUCACGAAACAGAUAGCACAAGCGUUGGAACACUGUCACUCGCUCAACAUUGCUCAUCGAGACCUGAAGCCAGAGAACCUGCUCUUCAAGGACAACUCUCUGGACGCUCCCGUGAAAUUGUGUGAUUUUGGCUUUGCCAAAAUCGACCAAGGCGACUUGAUGACUCCACAGUUCACUCCUUACUAUGUAGCGCCUCAGGUACUGGAGGCACAGAGGCGACACCAGAAAGAGAAGUCUGGAAUAAUACCUACCUCACCCACCCCCUACACCUACAAUAAGAGCUGUGACCUUUGGUCCUUGGGGGUCAUCAUCUAUGUGAUGCUGUGUGGCUACCCACCCUUCUACUCGAAGCACCACAGUCGCACCAUCCCCAAGGACAUGCGCAAGAAGAUCAUGACUGGCAGCUUCGACUUUCCUGAGGAUGAGUGGAGCCAGAUCUCCGAGAUGGCCAAGGACAUCGUGCGCAAGCUACUGAAGGUGAAGCCGGAGGAGAGGCUAACCAUCGAGGGGGUGUUGGCCCACCCAUGGCUCAACUGCACAGAAGCGCUGGAUAAUGUGCUGCCCUCGGCCCAGAUGAUGAUGGAUAAGGCAGUGGUAGCAGGGAUUCAGCAGGCCCAUGCCGAGCAGCUCGCCAACAUGAGGAUACAGGACCUCAACGUCAGCCUUAAACCCCUUAACUCCGUCAACAACCCUAUCCUGAGGAAACGGAAGCUGCUCGGCACAAAGCCCAGUGAUGGUUUCUUCAUCCACGACCCAGAGAACGGCGGAGAGGACUCCAACGUUGCACUGGAGAAGCUCCGAGACGUCAUCGCCCAGUGUAUCCUGCCGCAGGCUGGAGAAAAUGAGGAUGAGAAGCUGAAUGAGGUUAUGCACGAAGCCUGGCGCUUCAACCGUGACUGCAAGCCGCUCCGAGAUGGACUCCAUGGCCUCAGCUGGGACGGGAGGGCAUUUUGUGACAAGGUGGACCGCUUGAAGCUAGGGAUCGUCAAACAAGCCAUUGAGGAAAAAACAAACUUGCAGGAGUCUCAAUAGCAAGUGCUGAAUUUCUAUUUCCUUUUGUACUGUUUUAUUCUAUUUGUUCUUAAGCAAAUAACUGUAAAGUCGUUUUUUGUUUUUGUUUUUUCAUGUAAAUUUAAGUGCUGAAACGUCUUUUUUUCCAAUGGACAUGCUCGCAAAACUACUGUAAAACUGUAGAUAUCUUCAAAGAAUUGUUGGUACGAAAAGCUUUUUUUAACAAAUGAUGGCGAAGAAAAGAACACAGAAGCAUCUA
Clupea harengus (Atlantic herring) is the source of this 2460-nucleotide messenger RNA. It is a transcript of the gene mapkapk5, whose product is annotated as MAPK activated protein kinase 5. The record is from RefSeq and is a predicted model, not a curated record. Gene Ontology annotation, molecular function: ATP binding; protein kinase activity. Gene Ontology annotation, biological process: protein phosphorylation. NCBI's taxonomy places the organism in Eukaryota, Metazoa, Chordata, Actinopteri, Clupeiformes, Clupeidae.